Elaeis guineensis (African oil palm) is the source of this 820-nucleotide messenger RNA. RefSeq lists its product as uncharacterized. Gene Ontology annotation, biological process: intracellular sterol transport. Gene Ontology annotation, molecular function: sterol binding. NCBI's taxonomy places the organism in Eukaryota, Viridiplantae, Streptophyta, Magnoliopsida, Arecales, Arecaceae. The record is from RefSeq and is a predicted model, not a curated record.
CCCCUCAGCUGCCGAAACAGGUCAAAAAAACAAAUAGAUAAACGUAUCCGCUUCCAAUAAUAAGUGUCUCUCUGUCUCCGAUUCAAGUGUAGGGUUUCAAUUUCGUUCUCACCGUUGCUCUUCUGCGACAGAUCUGCGAAGAAGAAAGAAUCGAGGCGAUGGCCGCUCGUUUCGGGCUCCUACCCGCUCUUCUUCUGGCCUUCUGCCUCCUCUUCCCUUCCGCUGCCGUCGCCUCCUCGUUCGAGUACUGCAAAAAGGGAGCUGACUAUGCAGUUAAUGUCAGUGGCAUUGACAUAUCUCCAUUUCCAAUUGCUCGGGGAGAGCUGACUACAUUCACUAUCUCAGCAUAUACUGGGGAUGUCAUCUCUGAAGGAAAGUUGGUGAUUGAUGUCAAGUAUUUAUGGUUUCAUGUAUAUCAGGAAACUCAUGACCUUUGCAGUGAGACAUCAUGCCCAGUCUCAGCCGGUGCGUUUGAGCUAUCCCACAAGCAGACACUUCCUAUGGUUACACCACCGGGAUGGUACACACUUACAAUGACAAUGAUGGAAGAAGAUGGGAAGCCACUGACAUGCAUCACCUUCGAUUUCAGCAUCGGAUUCAUGUCAUCUGUUGCUGAUAGCUGAACGGGGUCUAAAUAUAGCUGUCCAUAGUAUAAUAUGUUAUGCUUAGCCUGUGGUUCUUUGACAUCACAGAACUGGAAAGACUUUUAGAACCUUAUGAUAUCCAUCUUGUAUGACCGCUAUCUGCAUUGGUGUGAAUGCUGCACAUUACAAAGGGAACAUGAAUCAAAACAGUUUGGAUGUUAGUUCUUCUGUUCAAA